This is a messenger RNA of Corythoichthys intestinalis (scribbled pipefish), 929 nucleotides long. It is a transcript of the gene chmp5b, whose product is annotated as charged multivesicular body protein 5b. The transcript has 8 exons. Gene Ontology annotation, cellular component: multivesicular body. The coding region runs from base 110 to 769 and encodes 219 amino acids. Gene Ontology annotation, biological process: vesicle budding from membrane; late endosome to vacuole transport via multivesicular body sorting pathway. The record is from RefSeq and is a predicted model, not a curated record. NCBI's taxonomy places the organism in Eukaryota, Metazoa, Chordata, Actinopteri, Syngnathiformes, Syngnathidae.
ACACUUCCUGGUGUUUUCCAGCUGGCAGACAAGUCGAAAAAAGACGUCUGGGCUGUGGCGGCAGCGAUAAAAUAUUUGAUCGGGGUUUAAGUAGUUGCUUUUGAUAAAAAUGAAUCGUAUUUUUGGUAAGGGGAAAGCCAAGGGUCCGCCGCCGAACCUCUCGGACUGCAUCAACAGUGUGGAUUCUCGGACGGAGUCUGUAGACAAGAAAAUAGCCCGACUGGACGCUGAGCUGGUCAAGUACAAGGAGCAAAUGAAGAAGAUGAGAGAUGGACCGUCAAAGAAUAUGGUCAAACAGAAGGCUAUGCGAGUCCUGAAGCAGAAGAGAAUGUACGAGGGCCAGCGAGACAACCUCAUGCAACAAUCAUUUAACAUGGAACAAACCAACUACACCAUUCAGAGCCUUAAAGACACUAAAACCACGGUGGAUGCCAUGAAAGUUGGCCUUAAAGACAUGAAGAAAGCAUACAAGCAAGUAAACAUCGGCAAAAUCGAGAACAUUCAAGAUGAUCUGGAGGACAUGAUGGAGGACGCUAACGAAAUCCAGGAAGCGCUGGGGCGCAGCUACGGCACACCAGAGAUAGACGACGAUGACUUGGAAGCGGAGCUGAGCGCCCUCGGAGACGAGUUCCUAAUGGACGACGACAGCUCCUACUUGGACGAAGCAGCUACGGCGCCGUCCAUUCCCGAAGCCCUGCCUGGCUCAAAGUCUAACAGGGAUGGCGUUUUGGUGGAUGAAUUUGGUCUCCCACAGAUUCCCGCUACAUAAACGUUUUACAUGUAAUAUAUCUUUCUAUUUAUCCAACUGACACUCCGCGGAAGCAACAAGAAAAAAAUCUAACUACUUCAUCAUUAUUCUUUUUAUAAUAAUCAAUGGUGGAACUCUUUUAUUCUUGCAGAACACAAUAAAUUGUAUUUUUCAAACAAUC